This is a messenger RNA of Camellia sinensis, 951 nucleotides long. NCBI's taxonomy places the organism in Eukaryota, Viridiplantae, Streptophyta, Magnoliopsida, Ericales, Theaceae. The record is from RefSeq and is a predicted model, not a curated record.
AUGGAUCCUCCACCUGGGUUUUGGGCUGAGAGGGAGUAUGCUGGCAGGGUCUGUCGUCUGCGUAAGUCUCUCUAUGGCCUGAAGCAAUCUCCUCGUGCAUGGUUCCAUCGUUUCAGCUCUGUUAUCCUAUCCAUGGAUUUUAUUCAAUGUCACUCCGACCAUACAUGCUUCAUUCGUCAUCAGCUCAAUGGUCGAUGUAUUAUUUUGUUCGUCUAUGUGGAUGAUAUCAUCCUUACAGGGGAUGACACCAUUGGUAUUGCUAAGGUAAAACAGGAGCUUAGUCUAGUUUUUGACAUCAAGGACUUGGGUUCUCUCAAAUAUUUAUUGGGGAUUAAAGUAGCUCGUUCUUGCAAGAGAUAUCAUUGUCCUAACGAAAGUGAGUCUGGGGAGUUGCUUUCUGAUCCAACUCACUACCAGAGAUUGGUAGGACAUUUGAUCUAUUUGACUAAUACACAACCAGAUUUGACAUUUGCUAUGAGUAUGGUUAGUCAGUUUAUGCAUUCACCUCGUACUGCUCACCUUGAUGCUGUUCACCAUAUCUUGAGAUAUCUCAAGUCAUGUCCAAGUUUGGGUUUAUUCUUCAAUGGUGGGAUUCAGACAGGAUUGUCUUGUUUUACUGAUGUAGACUAUGCAGGUUCAUUAACUGACAGACGUUCUACUUCUGGGGUAUGCACUUUCCUUGGUACCCAUCUUCUGUCAUGGAAAAGCAAAAAACAAGCGGUUGUUUCUCACUCAUCUGCUGAAGCUAAAUACCGCGCCACGACUCAUGGGACAUCCCCCAUAGAUACUCAUAUUUCCAUCCCUUACGGUGACAAUGGGGGUUUGGGCCCAGCUUUUAAAGAGGCUCCACUAGCAGCAAUGUUAAAUCUUUACCCUCACCUUGAAGAUCAUAUGAUGCUCUACCAGCAUCAUCUUUCUUGGAGUUCUUGGACAGGGGCCAAACCCCUUUGA